This is a messenger RNA of Penicillium chermesinum, 1986 nucleotides long. RefSeq names its product putative manganese ion homeostasis (Fr). The record is from RefSeq and is a predicted model, not a curated record. Gene Ontology annotation, cellular component: endoplasmic reticulum. Gene Ontology annotation, molecular function: hydrolase activity. NCBI's taxonomy places the organism in Eukaryota, Fungi, Ascomycota, Eurotiomycetes, Eurotiales, Aspergillaceae. Gene Ontology annotation, biological process: GPI anchor biosynthetic process. The transcript is spliced from 2 exons. The coding region runs from base 1 to 1986 and encodes 661 amino acids.
AUGAGCUACGCAUACCCACGAAAUACCGGCGGAUCUUCUCUUCCUUCAUAUGCGCCUUCAUCUCAUUUCUCAGAGCUGGAUGACCCAUGGGAAAGCGUACCGAGCCUAGCGAAGCGAUGGAUUGCGGAGAAGGUGUCGGCCUGGAGACGAGAGCUGUCAUUCGAGGGACAUGAUUCACGAAGCUUGGCACGCUUGGUGCUGAGGAAGAUACUCACUGUCCCCAAUGCGGUGAUAAUCAUCUGGAUUUAUACACUAUGGUGGGGAGAACGCACUGUCUUCCAAGAGAGCACCAAUGCUUGUCUUUGGAGAGCUGGGAGAGAUGGCCUAUCCGUCCAGCCUCAAGGGGCUACCCCCCAUCACGUUGCAUUCAUCGCCGAUCCCCAGCUGGUUGAUCCUCAUACCUACCCCGACCGACCCUGGCCGCUUUCUACCUUGACUGUCAAGUAUACAGAUCAAUAUAUGCGCCGUUCAUUCAACUCAAUACAAAGAGACCUCGGGCCAGACACGGUUCUUUUUCUUGGUGACCUCUUCGACGGAGGUAGAGAAUGGGCGACAGACACAUCAGUCAGCCCGGAGGAACGCUAUAAAGACAUUGACGACUCAUUCUGGAAGAAGGAAUAUACUCGGUUCAUGAAGAUUUUCUUGGAUCCAUGGGUCCAAGGUAAUGAGCCGCCGGUGGAUGGACGAGGCCGCAAGUUACUCGCUAGUCUGCCUGGCAAUCAUGAUUUAGGAUUUGGCUACGGCAUUCAAGAGCCCGUUCGCCGACGCUUCCAGAGCUAUUUUGGCCCCAGCAAUCGCGUCGAUGUGAUCGGCAAUCACACUUUCGUGUCAGUUGAUACCCCGUCUUUGAGCGCAAUGGAUCAGCCGGAUCCCAAGACGGGAAGCUCUACUCCGCCAGCAGAGAUGGAAUUCCAGCCCUCGCCGGUUUGGAAAGAUGCUGAUGACUUCCUCAACAAUAUGCCCGCACAUCGAGCUAAGGCAGAGACUGAGGAGCUGCGAUUUUUGAAGCAUCUUUCAGAUGCGACGACAAAAUUCGAUCAUCGUAUUGCCGAUGCCACGGACGCGGUGAUUCACGAUACCGCCGAACCUACAUCUGUUCCCUUCCCAACUAUUCUUCUUACCCAUGUCCCCCUUUAUCGCAAGCCUGGAACCCCUUGUGGACCCCUUCGUGAGAAAUACCCGCCAUCUUCUCCAGGUGAUCUAGAAGAAGAUGAGCGGAAUGCGCUCACAGUUGCCGGUGGCUACCAAUACCAGAAUGUGUUGACACCCUCUAUCUCCACUGGUUUAGUGAGCAGGGCUGGUCCGAACAUCGCUCAAGUCUAUUCCGGGGAUGAUCAUGACUACUGUGAGGUUGUUCACCGAGAAUUCAAUGGCUCACCGAAUGAAAUCACCGUGAAGAGUCUCUCAUGGGCGAUGGGUGUCCGCCAACCCGGUUUCUUGCUGACAAGUCUAUGGAAUCCAAUUGAUCCAGAAACCGGCCAGUCCCAGAGCUCGUCACCAACCAUACAAAACCACCUCUGCCUCCUCCCAGACCAGCUGGAUAUUUUCAUCCAUUAUGCCUAUCUCUUCGGACUGAGUGUCACUAUCCUUGUCAUCAACUCCGUGUACCGAUCAUGCUUUACGCCUCAACCCUCAGACUCCUAUGAUUCACUCCUCCCUCUCUCCGAGCAACGUUCCCCAGCCCCCACACACCAGUACCAGACUUCCGGUACGUCCAGCUCCACCAUUGCCGCCGCUGGCCUGGCCAGCCGCGGUGGGCUGUCCGCUCUCCCUCGUACCUCUAGUGCCAAGCCUUCGCACGAUGCUUAUUGGGGUACAGCUCGAGCAGAUUAUGCCUCGAGUUCGAAAGACAAGGGAUCGUAUCGUCCUCGCGUCUACGGCUUCCCCCAAAAGGUGGGGUCUAUGUUUAAAGAAAUUUCUCGCUCCCUCAUAUUUGUUGCUCAGGUGGUCCUUACUCUUUAUCUCUUUUUGAUAUGGCGCUGGUAG